Tripterygium wilfordii is the source of this 1521-nucleotide messenger RNA. RefSeq names its product GABA transporter 1. The record is from RefSeq and is a predicted model, not a curated record. Gene Ontology annotation, cellular component: plasma membrane. The coding region runs from base 71 to 1438 and encodes 455 amino acids. The transcript has 7 exons. NCBI's taxonomy places the organism in Eukaryota, Viridiplantae, Streptophyta, Magnoliopsida, Celastrales, Celastraceae.
GUCAUUUGGUCUUACUUGUGAUCCAUCUUUUGGUUUGCUUCUGUUUUUCCACUCAGAGAGAGAGAGAGAGAUGGGUGGUGUGGUUGAAGCAGAUGAGGGAGAUCAGAAGGUUGCUCGACAAGCUGAUCCUCAAAAGGAACUUGAUGCCGGAGCUCUUUUUGUUCUCAAAUCCAAAGGUUCGUGGGUGCACUGUGGUUACCACUUGACUACUUCAAUAGUUGCACCGCCUCUGCUCAGUCUUCCAUACGCCUUCACCUUUCUUGGGUGGGAGGUAGGGAUCGUAUGUCUAAUUGUUGGAGCUCUCGUCACUUUCUAUUCCUACAAUUUGUUAUCGAUGGUCCUUGAACACCAUGAUCAGAUGGGUAAUCGCCAAUUGCGCUUCAGAGACAUGGCUCAUCAAAUUUUGGGACCAAGAUGGGGACGGUAUUAUGUGGGUCCGAUCCAGUUUAUGGUUUGCUACGGUGCUGUUGUGGCUUGCACUCUUCUUGGAGGGCAGUGCAUGAAGGCAAUUUACUUGCUGUCAAGCCCAAAUGGGAGUAUGAAGCUUUAUCAAUUUGUGAUAAUAUUUGGUGGUCUGAUGCUUGUUCUAGCUCAAAUCCCUUCUUUUCACUCACUGAGGCACAUCAACUUGAUCUCACUGGUUCUCUGCCUUGCAUAUAGUGCUUGUGCCACUGCUGCUUCCAUUUACAUCGGAAGUUCAAACAAGGGACCAAAGAAGGACUAUUCCAUCAAUGGCAACACUGAAAAUCGUGUUUUCGGGGUCUUUAACGCCAUUGCCAUCAUUGCCACAACAUUUGGCAAUGGUAUCAUCCCAGAAAUUCAGGCAACACUAGCACCACCUGUGAAGGGCAAGAUGUUCAAGGGACUUAGUGUGUGCUAUGCAGUGGUGACAGUAACAUUCUUCAGUGUUGCAAUAUCUGGCUACUGGGCUUUUGGCAACCAAGCUGAGGGGCUAGUCCUCAGCAACUUCUCUGUUGAUGGGAAGCCUUUGGUGCCAAAAUGGUUUAUCUUGAUGACCAAUAUCUUCACAAUUCUUCAACUCUCCGCCGUCGGUGUGGUUUACUUGCAGCCUACGAAUGAAGUGCUUGAGAGAACAUUUGCAGACCCAACACAUGAGGAAUUCUCUGCCCGCAAUGUCAUCCCCAGAGUGAUUUCAAGGUCACUGUCUGUGAUUGCAGCGACGACAAUGGCUGCGAUGCUUCCAUUCUUUGGCGAUAUCAAUUCGCUUAUCGGGGCGUUUGGAUUCAUACCUCUGGACUUCAUCUUGCCUGUGGUGUUCUUCAGCUUAACAUUUAAGCCAACAAGGAAGAGCCCUGUUUUUUGGUUAAAUAUCAGUAUUGCUGGGUUUUUCUCAAUCUUGGGUGUUAUUGCUUCAGUUGCAUCAGUUAGGCAGAUAGUUCUUGAUGCCAAAACUUACAGAUUAUUUGCUGAUGUAUGAUAAACUACAUCAGAAAACUACAAAAAUUAAAAUUGGUGCAAGUAUUAUAUAUUCAUAUAUUGACUAUUAAGAGCUAGGUCAUA